This is a messenger RNA of Lucilia cuprina (Australian sheep blowfly), 3930 nucleotides long. It is a transcript of the gene Cka, whose product is annotated as striatin. The coding region runs from base 852 to 3173 and encodes 773 amino acids. The transcript is spliced from 6 exons. Lineage: Eukaryota; Metazoa; Arthropoda; Insecta; Diptera; Calliphoridae. The record is from RefSeq and is a predicted model, not a curated record. Gene Ontology annotation, molecular function: protein binding.
UGAAAUAAAUAAAAAAAUUGUGUAAAAAAUUAUUUGUAUAAAUCAGACAAAAUUUGCAACAUAAAAAAAACUUAAAAAGAAAGAAAAUUUUGUGUGAGUGAAUGUGUGUGUCAGCAGAAUAAAAAAAAGUGAAGAGAAGUACGACGACGUAGACAAGAAAGAACAAGCAAGAAUUAGACAAAAAGAAAUUGAUGUGAACGGUGAAAUUGAGAUAUAAAUAAAACAUGAAAAUAACAAUAAUUAAGGGCGAUAUAAUUCUAAAAUAAUUUAUUACUUAAUUGAAUUAAAAUAUAAAUUUUGUUUUUUCUUAUUUUUGUUUGUGAUUUAUUUUUUCUGGGUAUAUGUAUUAAGUAUGGCAACACUUUAAAUGUGAGAAAAAUAUUAAUUGACAAAAGAAACAAAAAAAGCAUUGCCAUUUGUCUACAAAAGAAGAAAGAAGAGAGAGAAAAAACCAGGACCAAAAAUACAUAAUUAAUACAUUCUAUAAAUAAUUGUUGUAACAACACUAAUAAAAUAAAAAUAAAAAAAUCCUAUUUUUCAAGUGUCAUUCAAAAUAAAACCACAACAGUAAAAAUUAAAAAUAAAAAACUUAGCAACUUAACAAGCAAUAAUUGCAUGUAACAAAAAUAAACAAAAAAGAAAUACAUAAAUAACACCAAUUAAAAAUAGUUAUAAAAAUAAAAUAAAACAAACAACAAAAAUAAUUUUGAGUGUUAAAAAAGAAAAAUAAAUAUACAGACAUAUUUUUUAUUUGUUGUCAAAUUUACAAAAAGGAAGAAAAGUCAUCCGUUCUCUUUAAAUAGAAAAAAGUAAAUCAAGAAAUAAAAAAUACAAAUAAAUAAAUUACACAAAUGGGUACCAAUUCAGGAGCCACGACUGGCAUUAAUAAUAAACCGGUUGGCGGUGGCACAGGUGCCGGAGGCGGCGGUGUCAUUGGCACUGGCUUAAGUGGUUCUGUGGGGCUUGGCGGUAGUGGCGGCGGUGGUGGUGGCAUUGGUAACUCAGCUAAUAACAGUUUAGGUCCCAAUUCUGGCCUUGGUUUAGUUGGUGGUAACAAUGUCUCCAACACCGGUGGACUAGGUGGAGUCGGUUCUACCGGCAAUACGGAUGAUGGAAAUGGUGGCACAUCAAUUGCCAAUAAUCAACAAGCUACGCCACAAUACACAAUACCCGGCAUUUUACAUUUUAUACAACAUGAGUGGUCACGUUUCGAACUUGAGCGUUCUCAGUGGGAUGUAGACCGUGCUGAAUUACAGGCUCGCAUUGCCAUGUUGCUGGGUGAACGUAAAUGUUUGGAAAGUCUUAAAUCGGAUUUGACACGUCGCAUUAAGAUGUUAGAAUAUGCUUUAAGACAGGAACGUGCUAAAUUUUAUCGCUUAAAAUAUGGCACGGAUCCACCACAAUUAAAUGAAUUGAAACCAUCGGCUGAUGACUCAUCGCUGGGUGGGGAGGUAGCACCCGACUCCGAAGUUCCCUAUAGUUCAGUAUCAAAUACCACUUGGCGCCAGGGUAGACAAAUGUUACGUCAAUAUCUAGCUGAAAUCGGUUAUACCGAUAAUAUAAUUGAUGUGCGCUCAAAUCGUGUACGUUCGAUUUUGGGUUUAAAUAAUAAUGCAGAACAAGAGGAAAAUGUCAGUCCUAAUAUCAAUGGGAAUGAAAACAAUAAAAGAGCCUCAGAGUCAGAAGGUCGCCGUACACCUGCAAAAAAGGUUCAGCAAACAAACGAUGCGAUCAUUUUAGAUACUGAGGCUGCUGUAAUGGCAAAUUUUGAAUUUUUAGGACCCACAGAAAUGUCAGAUGAUGAUGAAAUUUCCGAUGAUUUGGAAAUGGUAACUGGCGAUAAUGAUGAAACUGACAUUAAAACACAAAAACGCAUAAAAUCUGGCAAAGAUAUGCUCAGUGAAGAUCUGGGAGCCGAGUUGGGAGAGCAGCUGCUCAAUGAUAUAAAUCUUAUAACAGAAGGAUAUUCAUCAUCGAAUGUUGAACAAACCAAUAAUACUGUUAAUACAGCCGCUUCGGCUGCUGCACGUCGUAAUCUCAUAACAGCUGUUACCGCCGGUGGCGAUGAAGAUGUCGAUGCCUCUUUGGGCUUGGGAGAGUUGGCACAAUUGACUGUCAACAAUGAUUCUGAAGGAUCGUACGAUUCGAAUGCAAAAGAUGGCACUGCCGGCGGAGCUGGUUAUCGCAAGACAUGGAAUGCCAAAUACACACUACGCUCUCAUUUCGAUGGAGUGCGUUCAUUGAUUUUCCACCCAGAAGAGCCGGUGCUUAUAACAGCCUCAGAGGAUCACACGUUAAAACUGUGGAAUCUACAGAAAACUGUGCAAGCCAAAAAAUCAGCUAGUCUCGAUGUUGAGCCCUUGUACACAUUCAGAGCUCACACUGGUCCCGUUCUAUGCUUGGGCAUGUCGACCACCGGAGACACUUGCUACUCGGGCGGUUUGGAUGGCAAUAUUGAGUGUUGGCAGUUGCCAUCUCCUAAUAUUGAUCCUUAUGAUUGCUAUGAUCCCAGUGUUCAUUCGGGAACUUUAGAAGGCCAUACUGAUGCUGUCUGGGGUCUUGCUACCAUGCACAGUAACAUUGUAUCAUGCUCAGCGGAUGGAACGGUCAAACUUUGGUCACCCUACACCAAAGAACCAUUGCUACGCACUUAUACCGCCUCUGAGGCCGAAGGCGCCCCUUCGUCUGUUGAUUUUGUGCGCAAUGAGGUCGAUCACAUUGUGGUGGCCUACAACAGUGCCCACUGUAUUAUUUAUGACACCGAGACCGGAAAGCAGAUCAUCAAGUUGGAAGCCGCUCAAGAGAUGUCCGGCAAUACGGGGAAAUUCAUAAACAAAGUGAUCUCACAUCCAACGUUGCCUAUAACGAUCACUGCUCACGAGGAUCGACACAUACGUUUUUGGGACAACACUUCGGGGACAUUGGUACAUUCGAUGGUUGCUCAUUUGGAACCGGUCACAUCGCUGGCGGUCGAUGCCCAUGGUUUAUACUUGUUAUCGGGCUCUCACGAUUGUUCAAUACGCCUGUGGAAUCUAGACAAUAAGACGUGCGUGCAGGAAAUCACAGCGCACCGCAAGAAGUUCGACGAGAGCAUAUUCGAUGUCGCGUUUCAUGCUACCAAACCCUACAUAGCCAGCGCGGGUGCCGAUGGCUUAGCAAAAGUCUUUGUCUAGAUGGCAAAUGCUACAAAAACAACAACGAUUACGUAAGAUAAUAAAUAAUGAGUUGAGAUUGUAAUUGAUACAUAACGACAAUUUCAUAAAAAUGUCGUUAUUUUUGUUAGAGUAGAGAGGUUAGAAAAGGCAGCCAUUAAAAAAAACAACAAAAACAAAAAUAUAUUUAUAUUUAAAAAAAUAAACAACAAAAUAUUUAUUUAUAACUCGACAUGUAGUGGAUGAAAGUAGAAAGGAACGACUUGAGAGAGGUAUUUUCAAACGUUAUUUUCUCUGAUUGUUUGCAAAAUCAUUUAACUGCCAAAAUCAUUUAACAAAUUUAACAUUUAUUUUAUAACAACACCGAUUAGACAAAACCAAAUAACAAAUCCUAACAGCUUUAACAAAAUCCAUUGAAUUCUUAAAAUUUAUAUCUUUUUCGCUUGGAAAUACCUUUCACAGCAACUAGUUUAAACUUACGAACGAACGUCGACUUUUCGUUUAUAAUUAAAUAAAAAAAAAAUACAUAAUAAAACAAAUUAAGAAUCAUUUAAAGAAACGUAGCUUAUAUUUGUCGAAUCCCUCUCUAUCACAAUGAUUGAUAAUGAUGAUGAAAAUGAUGAAUGAUAAAAUGCAUGAUGAGCAAAGCAAGUAAAUUUUAACAUUUAUUAUAUUAUAUGUUAUACAAAAAUAAAAUUUAAAAUAAAAAUACAUACAUACAUAAUAAAAGAAAAAGAAAAACAAACAAAAAAAGAAAAAUAAUAUAAAUAAAAAAAUU